AUGAACUUGCCAUCAAAUUAUACGACAUUGGCUUGGUUCCUUUGCAAACACACUGUCAUUCAUCUUCGACAGGGUAUUGCUUCCAUCUUAAUUGCAAGUUCGUUUAUUGGGACCUUGAGUCUGUACGCUAUACUAGUGUGUGUAGCCUGCAGUCAGCUGGAGAAGCUCAGAGCGGCCCUCCUGGACAUCAGACAGACACACGUCACAGCAGAGCGGGACUGUGGGACACAGGCUGACAUACUGAAGGCACGGGGACAGGCACGUGCCUCAGGGGAACUGUUCCGUCACAUGCAGAAACAACUCAACAACUGCAUACGUCACCAUCAGGAGAUAAAACGGUUCAUGCAGAGCAUUGAAGAGUGUUGGAAUAUUCUUCUGUGUGGAAAAUUUCUGGUGGUGUUAUCAGGGAUGUGUUUCACCUCCUUUUCAGCCAUCACGAGCUGGGGAAACCACGCUGAUGUAGCCCAAGCUGUAUUUCUUUAUGCAUUUAUGAUGAUCUAUGUGUGCCUAAUCUGCUGGCUUGGAAAUGAGCUCUCCGAACAAGCUGAAAGCGUGAGAGACGCUACCUGGGGGUGCGACUGGGUGGGAACUCCUGUCCAAUUUCAGCGCUGUCUGGCCUUCAUCAUCGCCACAGCUAACAAGGAGUUCACACUCUCAGCCGGGAAAUUUGUCCCCGUGUCAAAUAAGACAAUGAUGAAUAUGAUGAACCAGACUCUCUCAUUCUUCAUGUUCCUUCUCCAGAUGAGGAACAGAGACUAUGACACCAGGGAAUACACCAUUAAUUAGCCCCAUCAGCAGUUCACUUAGUCUGCACAGUUCUUGCACUGAGCUCCUGGAUAUCUCUUCACAUUGCCUACUUCUGGUUUUAUUUUAACACAUCCCUUCACAUGGAAAAGUUAUGUUUUCGGUGGUGACCAAGAUACGUGCACAUUCAAAAAUGAACAUCAUUGACCACAGACAAAUCCACAAAAUAAAAAGUUCUCUAUUUCGGUCUAUUUGUAACUUAACGACGCUCGAACUAACUCGGACUCUACACCGUGCAGUGAUUAGAUGUACACUAAAUGCAUUGUAUAAGCUUCAAAUGCAAAAUUUUCAAGCUACUACAAAGGAAUUUAUAGAUCGGGACUGAAGAAACUGAAGGAAUGUUCCAUUUAAUAUUUUGAAUAUGUAAACUAAAA
Molecule: messenger RNA, 1178 nt
Organism: Cryptotermes secundus
Lineage: Eukaryota; Metazoa; Arthropoda; Insecta; Blattodea; Kalotermitidae
Product: putative odorant receptor 92a
Exons: 6
Coding region: 1-786 (261 amino acids)
Biological process (GO): sensory perception of smell; detection of chemical stimulus involved in sensory perception of smell
Cellular component (GO): plasma membrane
Molecular function (GO): olfactory receptor activity; odorant binding
Source: RefSeq, a predicted model, not a curated record